Molecule: messenger RNA, 2080 nt
Organism: Patiria miniata (bat star)
Lineage: Eukaryota; Metazoa; Echinodermata; Asteroidea; Valvatida; Asterinidae
Exons: 4
Coding region: 335-700 (121 amino acids)
Source: RefSeq, a predicted model, not a curated record
GCCUAAUCUUGAAAUUCUUAUGCAUAUUUUUACCCAGCACUAUAAAACCCCUUUGAAAGCCCAGUAGGGCGUGGACUUGCGACUGGGGCAUGGUGGUGGAUGGUAGUGUGCAUUUUAGUUCCUUAUUUUCUGAGUUCCUGUACAUGUAUGGCUGAAGGUGGAAGCCUAGUUUAGUUUGGCCUUUGUUUUUGUGCAAGACGCUGUGUUCUUUAAUUUGCAUCACCACCACCAUUAUUACACCAAAGGGUUCAGUGGUCCGAAUAGUCUUGCAAUUCUAUUUCGCUCUCUGUCUCUGUAAUUGCCGUGCGACCCAACCUCUGCAACAACAUCCACCAUGAAGAUCCUGUGCCUUGUUUUGGUUGUCGCCCUUCUCCAAUACAGUGCAGCAGUCCCUUCGACAUGUCAGACGUGUGUCGAUGGAGUUGCUUGUUCGAAGUUGGAUUGGGCGACUAAGGAGAACUGUGCUACCCCGAACAAUGUGGGAUGUUAUCGUCAACUCAGGAAUGACAUCCUACUCAAAGCAGGAUGUGCCAACGCUGCCAUGAAGAAAGCUGCAGGUGAUAAGAACGGGGAAUGUGACACCAGCAACGAUAUCAGAACCUGCUUCUGCGAUGACAAAGACGACUGCAAUAGCGCGAGUUUCAUCAAGUUGAGUGUGCUGGCUUUGGCUGCUGCACUGGCCGCGGCACUUUGGCUCUAGAGGGCCGAGGGUUAAUAAAGGAAUUCGAAUUAAAGAUGCAACCAAGAACUUUUGUCCCGUCCAGCGUCUGCUUAUAACGCUAUUUCAUCAUAAGCACUAUACUUACUCAGCACUUGUAGUGAUUAAAAUGAGGAGCAGAGUUACAAUUUCAAGAAUACAGAUUUGCCCUGAUUUGCAAAUACCUGUCCGAAUCAAACCGAGUGUAUAUCCAAAUCAAACGCGCAACUAUGCGCGAGUUACGUUAGGAAGUACUGACAGGUUUAAGUCUAAUUGCAAUUGUACUAGAUUUUCCUCUGUUUUAGAUGAUGAUUUAUAAAAGUUAAAAAAGUGAUCAGUAUAAAUCAACCACGAUAAAUCAGCGGAAAAACAUAGUUCUUGGUUGUUAAAUAUUCGUUUUCAGGUUUUACGAAAAGUUUUCAACUCGGAAUUAUUUUGUUGUUUUGUAUUUGCUUUGGGGUUUUAGUUGGUUAGUUAGUUUGUCCGUUGGUUUGUGUAUUUUGGUGGAUGUUUUCUAAUAGUCGAUUAAACUCACCGCAUGUUUGAUGUGCUUUUUUGUGAAUCAGCAAAAACGAAAAUUUGAUCAGGAUUCGGCUUUAUUUUUGUCGUAUACUUUGCUGGUUCGUACUAAUAAGAACUGAACAGACUCGCAGAGUGAUAGAUCAACACAGCUUUGGUUUCCCUGCAAUGAGAGCCUAUGACACUGUGCAUGUAAUUAUUUUCACAGAUUAAAACUCGUCACUAAUUUAUAACUGUGUUGCUCCAGUUAAAAAGGUAAAAUGCCAAGGGUUAAUGUUAAUUCAAAUGCAAUCACUAGGAAUGACUCCAAUCAGCGUGGUAUGAUAUGCACACUUGAGGCUUGAUAGCUUAAACGGCAAGCUAGAAGGGAUUUCCUGAUGCAGAUUUACCCAAUUUGAAAUGUCAUUGUUAAAAUCAAACUAGCGAUAAAAAAAUAAGACUGUACGCGUCUUGUGCUAUUCAUUUUUGUCUCAUAGCAAUAGACUGAAGCAAACAUUCUUUAAAACUUUACUUCUCAAAUUUUUGCAAUGAGAGAGAUGCUUAGUUUCACGUUUUUGUAAACAAGUUACCGGUAUAAUUUAUAUUUGUGAAGACUACCUUAAAUAUCAGCGAGAACGGUUAUAAACACAGAAAAUGCUGUAUUUACUGAUAAUGUGUCGGUAUUUUGUAGCGAACCACUUUCCAACAUAAAACUACAUUGUUUUAUUCGGUGUUUGGAACAUUCACAUGAGAUGUAUGGUUGAACAUGCAGAAUUAUGAUGUGAAUCACAAUACCUCAAGCAACAGCUAAUUCCUAUCCAAGCCACAUACAAACAAUCUGACACCAAUAACCUUCAAAUUUAAAUAAAAUUUAUGAUAUAUAAA